CUGCGGCCUCCCUCUUUCUUCCCGCCCGUAGAGCGGCUGCCGGGGCCGAGCGGGAACGAUUCGUCCUUCGCCUCUGGCGCUAAAGAGUCCCCGCCCCAGACCAUAAAAGGGGCCGAAGGGAGCGAGCGAGCGUGAGCCAUGGCGGCCACCCGGCUACCCCCGACGGCCUUAAGCCUAAAGCAGUUCCUGAGGAGACAGCAAGUUCUUCAGUUAUACAGAAAAAUCCUCAAGACCAUUCGUCAGAUCCCCAAUGAAGCAGAUCGUUGCUACAUGAGAGACUGGGCGAGGGAAGAUUUCAAAAGGAAUAAAGAGGCUACAGAUGAGGAGACAAUUAAGAUGAUGAUCACUCACGGCAACCUACAGCUUCAGGAGCUUGAGAGAACAUUAAAAUUGGCAAAAUCCUAGACUUAAUUCUGCUUACAAGUCAAAGAAAUUUUUUCUUGCAACUAACUGCAAAGACAUUAAGUGGGAGGAGCCCUGCUGAUAAUCCGAAGAUGCCCUGUGUACACUUCUCAAAAGUUUAAUGGAAGACCUGUUGAAUACUCUUUGUCAUGGUAUAAAUGCCAUGCCUGAAGGUGCAAUGAAUAAAAAGACAAGCAAUAACAGCAACAUCUGGACAAUUCAUGUGAAAAGUGCAGAAGUAGAGAAAAGGAAUUUGAUAUCUUAGAUUUAUGAAUUACACUUGUAAAUACAAGAAUACCAUCACUCAUUGGAACUAUUUAUCUUUACAUGUAUUAUAUUUACCUAGAGAGUUCCACAAAGUAAAGAACUGAAUGUUUAGCAGUGCUGCACAAAGCUUUGAAGGGAUGAUUUAAUGAAAUAGAAAUAUGCCUUUGAACUGAAUCAUUGAAUUUAAUCUCCAAGGUAAUAAAGCUACUCAGAGUGGCUUCAGUUCAGAUUUGAAGGGUGUUCUAUGGACUUCUGAUAUUUUCUGGCUUCAGUUUUGUAUUUUUCUUCUUCUAAAACAACUAAGUUGAAGAAGAAUGGACUGUUUUCUUAUAGUGACAUGAGAGUUGACCAGUGUUUAUUUGCAACCAUAGAUUUUAGCAAAAUAGUUAGCCAGUCAAUUUUAUUUCUUUAGAACUAUGCCUAUAGUUCAUGUAUUUGGGUGAACAAGUACGGAGUGGAUCCAAUGUUGUUGUUAUAUAUCUCUGGCUCUUCUGUUAGAAUUUGUUUAGGCAAGUUUAUUUGUAAAGAGAAAAAUAAAGAGAUUCAGUUUUGUUAUUCUUUUUUUAAAUCUUA
Molecule: messenger RNA, 1242 nt
Organism: Thamnophis elegans (Western terrestrial garter snake)
Lineage: Eukaryota; Metazoa; Chordata; Lepidosauria; Squamata; Natricidae
Gene: LYRM2
Product: LYR motif containing 2
Exons: 3
Coding region: 139-405 (88 amino acids)
Cellular component (GO): mitochondrion
Source: RefSeq, a predicted model, not a curated record